This is a messenger RNA of Tauraco erythrolophus (red-crested turaco), 969 nucleotides long. Lineage: Eukaryota; Metazoa; Chordata; Aves; Musophagiformes; Musophagidae. The record is from RefSeq and is a predicted model, not a curated record.
ACCAAGGUGGAAGAUAUCGUGCAGGAGGUCUUUGACGCCUGCAAGACGAACCAUCACGCCUCGCAAUUUGUCCUGCAGCGGGAGAAGCACUUCCAUUACCUGAAGAGAGGCCUCCGGCAGCUCACCGAAGCCUAUGAGUGUGUGUAUGCCAGCCGCCCCUGGCUCUGCUACUGGAUCCUGCACAGCUUGGAGCUGCUGGACGAGCCCAUUCCCCAGUCAGUUGCCUCUGAGUAAGUAGCACUGGCGCCCCGCUGCCAGAGUCCCCAGGGUGGCUUUGGGGGGGGCCCUGGCCAGCACCCCCACCUUGCCCCAACCUACGCUGCCAUCAAUGCGCUCUGCAUCAUCGGCACGGAGGAGGCGUUUGGUGUCAUCGACAGGAAGAAGCUGCUGGAGUACCUGCACUUGCUGAAGCAGCCCGAUGGCUCCUUCCUCAUGCAUGUUGGUGGCGAGGUGGAUGUCAGGAGCGCCUACUGCGCCGCUUCUGUGGCCUCACUGACCAACGUCCUCACACCCGAGCUCUUUGCCGGGACGGCUGAGUGGAUAGUGCGCUGAAACAAGCUGUUGAACGGCUGCUAUUCCUUCUGGCAAGCUGGCCUCCUGCCCUUGCUCCACCGUGCCCUCCACGCCAGGGGUGAUGCGGCGCUCAGCAUGGCGCGCUGGAUGUUCGACCAGUCAGCGCUGCAGGAAUACAUCCUCCUGUGCUGUCAGUGCCCGGCCGGGGGGCUGCUUGACAAGCCGGGCAAGUCCCGGGAUUUCUACCACACUUGCUACUGCCUGAGUGGGCUGGCCAUCGCCCAGCACUUCGGCAGCGGUGACCUCCACCAUGAGGUGGUCCUGGGCGUCCCCGAGAACCGCCUGCAAGCCACGCACCCUGUCUACAACAUCACCCCCGAAAAGGUGGUGAGAGCAGUGAUGCACUUCUUGCAGCAACCGGUGCCCAGCCUGGAGCCGGUGGCCACUGCCGACUAG